Molecule: messenger RNA, 1082 nt
Organism: Manduca sexta (tobacco hornworm)
Lineage: Eukaryota; Metazoa; Arthropoda; Insecta; Lepidoptera; Sphingidae
Product: RING finger protein 10-like
Exons: 4
Coding region: 201-779 (192 amino acids)
Biological process (GO): positive regulation of transcription by RNA polymerase II
Molecular function (GO): transcription cis-regulatory region binding
Source: RefSeq, a predicted model, not a curated record
UGUGCUUUACAGCAAGGUAUUUUAAGUUAAAUUUGUAUCUUACUGUUACAGCUGAUGAUGGGCAACAAAUAUUCCUUAAUAGCUUAAAUGUAAGGAUUUUGAAUGCGUCGUGGGGCUCGCUAGCAGCGGCUCCGCCAGUAAUUACUGGUCAGGUUUUGCAUCGUGAGACAUUGCCUCUCAGUGAACAGACCAGGAAACAUAUGCCCUACACGGCUCAUUUGCCACUUUAUUGUUCAUUUGACAUUGUUGAACUGGAUCUACAACCACCGUAUGUGACACCUAUGGCAUUAGAUAAUUUUUCAGAUGAGUUAUAUCGGCGGGCACGGAUUCGCGCGCGUCACGAGCGUGAAGAGCGACGUCGAGAGCGCGCAUACCGUCGCGCUUUGGAAGGGCCACCCAAACCCGACAUAUCUUCGGACGUGUUGUUCCCCCCAGCACCGCACUCGUUCUCCAGCUCUGUGGACCCCCCACUGUCAUCUGAAGUCUCCAUCCAACCUGCUACUGCCAAUGAAAGUCCAUCCACAAGUGUAGGCUCACCACCUACAGGCCCGUCCUUUGCAAAGAUGGCAAGCACUAGUGGGACAUGGCGCGUACGUAAAGUGCCUACGCCACCGCCUCCGCAGCCAGCCGAAGAGGAGGAAGGCACCUGCCCUCGCACACUUUGCCUUAGCGACGCCAUCGAGGCCGCUCUCCACGCUACUCCUUCGCCUUCUUCUAAGAAAAACAAAAAGACCAAGCAUAAAAUUCUUUUUGCCACUGGAAUGCAGAGAGCACCUUAAUUUUGUUCCUUAUUAUUAUCUCUUGUGUUAAUAUUUUAUAAAUUUUUAACAGCUUGUUCUAUACAUAAAAAAAUAGUUUUAAAAGAAUUUAUAAAAAUUUGAAUACCUUAUAGAACUGCAAGUUUAAUUUUGCUGUUUAGUGACUAGUAAUUUGUUGGCGGCAAGAAUUGUGCUAAUGUAUUUUAGAAAUUAUGUUUUGUUGAAAUAAAUACGAUUGCUGUUCAAUAUUGUCAUCUUAUAACAUAUUCUGUGUAACCAAUUUCAACUUUGUAAAAAAUAUAAUAAAUGAGGACGUAAUUAUGA